GCUUCAGAAGUGCAAAUUUGAAGAUCAAUGGCGUUCAGGUCAACUGAUCCGAGAAAAAAGGCGAGGCCUUUUUGCUUGUCCACGAAGCCGAGGGGCAGAAGGCUAGCUGAGGCCUUCGUCAAUGCAACAAGGAUGAUGCCCGUGGAUGUGGAAAUAUUCAGUGACUACGUUGGCAUGGUUGCAACGCUUAAUAAGCUUGAGAAGAAUGCCAUGAAGGGCAUCACUUUGAUAUCUUCCAAUUUCCGUAAACUGCUUUCACCACAAAGCUUAUUCUUCUCCAAUAGCAGUCACCGGAAAUUCUCUCUCGCCAGCAACAACAAGAAGAUGAUGAAACAUCUGGAAAACUUCAUGAACCGCUUCAGAAGCGCAAAUUUAAAGAUCAUUGGUGUUCAGGUCAACAAGUCCCUGAAAAAUGGCGAGGCCGUUUUGCUUGUCAACGAAGCUUACAGGGAGAAGGCCGAGUCCUUUGUCAAUGCAAUAGGGAGGAUGCCAAUGGAUGUGGAUUUAUUCAAUGACCAAGUCGAGUUAAUGGAAAACAUCGAUACUCAUAAGAAGAAUAUAAUGAAGAUUUAUGAAAGUGUGCAGUAUAUAGAAAAGGAGUUGAAGGUUAUUCGAGAGCAAAUGAAGAGUGAUGAGAUGGAAGAAUGCAGUGCUGCUACUACUGAAGGCAGCGGAGGCAGAGCUGAGACAGGUGAGGGACGAAAGUGAAGAAAAUUGAGCUUUAUAUUUAUUCUCGACUAUUAUAGGGUGAGUUUGAAAAUCUGAUGAUACAUUGACAUUUUACUUGUUUAUGAUAUGGUUUCUAGUAUUUAAGGAAAAUUGUGUUUUUAAUUUUAUUUAUUUGGCAUUUUUAGAUGUGAAGUUAUUUAUUUAUACAUGGUUUUAUAUUCACGAUUUAUUGUAAUUGAAAUAAGUCUCUAAGGAUAAAAUAAAUAUAUAUGUAAAAACUAAUAAACCUAAUAAAUUAAUUUUUUAAAU
This is a messenger RNA of Rubroshorea leprosula, 978 nucleotides long. The record is from the annotation of a GenBank genome assembly. NCBI's taxonomy places the organism in Eukaryota, Viridiplantae, Streptophyta, Magnoliopsida, Malvales, Dipterocarpaceae.